Anopheles coluzzii is the source of this 5234-nucleotide messenger RNA. RefSeq names its product DNA ligase 4 (gene DNAlig4). NCBI's taxonomy places the organism in Eukaryota, Metazoa, Arthropoda, Insecta, Diptera, Culicidae. Bases 552 to 3296 code for a protein of 914 amino acids. Gene Ontology annotation, cellular component: DNA-dependent protein kinase-DNA ligase 4 complex; DNA ligase IV complex. The transcript is spliced from 2 exons. The record is from RefSeq and is a predicted model, not a curated record. Gene Ontology annotation, biological process: DNA recombination; double-strand break repair via nonhomologous end joining; nucleotide-excision repair, DNA gap filling. Gene Ontology annotation, molecular function: DNA binding; DNA ligase (ATP) activity; ATP binding.
AGUUCUUUCGCUUUUUAAAUUUCGGCCUUAGAGUGCUAAUCACGGUAUUUCUGAGUAUUUUAGGGGAGAUAAAUCGUUAUUUCUGGUCACUCUGCUGAUAAUAAACAACGUUUGCAUUGGCCUAUGAGACGCGUAUAGUGCGAUGCGUCGAAUACUCGAAAGGUAAUUUACGCUAUUUACGCCUAAAUGUAAAGCAACGCUGAAGCCGCAAGUACCUUUUUUGUUACACACAAAAUUAAGGCACAAUGAAAAGCUCAAAACAACAACAACAUCAGCAAUCUAGGCGAAACACUAUUCCCGCUUCUUACAUUGUGUUGCAAGCUACGAUGCGCUGUCAAAGUUCUCGGUUUAUUUACGUUUGCGUUUCCCCCGCAACAAUCAGCUGAUCCGCAUGAGUCACCGCCUUUUACCUGUGGUUUCAUGACUAUUCAUGUGCCCACAGCGGUCAGGGUUCACCGGCGUAUAAUAGCAAUGCCCGAGCGGAUAAAGCCCGUACUGCACCAGCUAGGACCAGUGUUGCCGUUGUGUUCGCUUCCCGACUGGACCGAACGAUGGAAUCGUUCGGCGUGCUAAGCUCGCUGCUGGAAAAGGUGCACCAUGCUCAGCGGCCGGGCAAGGAGGCGGCGCUGCGCAAGUUUUUCCAGGACUUUGAGCGCUACCGGCAAUCGUGCGCAGAGGGGCCCAAUCGUCCCUCGAUCCACGCGUGGCUGCGGCUGCUCCUGCCCGGGCUGGACCGCGAGCGGAAAGCGUACGGGCUGCGGGAGCGCUCGCUGGCCGAAGCGUACGUCCGGGCGCUCGGGCUCGAUCGGCGCAGCGAGGAUGUGCAGCGGCUGCUCUCAGCUGCCACCGACGACCUGGCGACCCGGCUCGGUUCCCUGCUGCAUGGCCGCUGCCCGGCGGUGGGCGAUCUGACUGUAGCCGACGUGAAUGCUCGACUCGAUGCGAUCGCGGACGGGGGGCCAACGGCCGCCCGGACCGAGCUGGUGCAGCUGAUCGAGCGAGCCAGCCCGCUCGACCAGCGCUGGCUGGUGCGGAUCCUGCUCAGAAACCUGCGUCUCGCGGUGAGCAGUCGGCGGAUACUGCAGCUGUACCAUCCGAGCGCCCCGACGAUUUACGAUGGUGCGAGCGACCUGAAGCAGAUGGUGGAGCAGAUCGAGAGUAGACAGGCGACGGCGAAUGAGCUGCUGGACGAGCCGGAUGGGGCCGUGAUCCGACCGCUGCACUUCGUGCGCCCGAUGCUCUGCCAGCGGCUGGAGCUGCGCCAGGUCGGGGAGCUCCUGCGUCGCGACGCCUACUGGCUCGAGACGAAGAUGGACGGCGAGCGGUUCCAGGUGCACUGGGACGGCGAGACUUUCCGGUACUACUCGCGUAACGGGCACGACUACAGCGAGUCGUUCGGGCGGAGCGCGGACCAGGUCGGCGGCACACUGACGCCCAUGCUAGCCACCCUGCUCGCACCCUCCGUUCGGUCGCUCGUGCUGGACGGCGAGAUGAUGGUGUUCGAUCGGCGCACGCUCCGCUACCGGGACAAGUGCGACGGCACGGACGUGAAGGCACUGCGCCCGGGCAACACACAGCUGCGACCCUGCUUCUGUGCGUACGACGUGCUGCACCACAAUGGCCGCUCGCUCGCCGGCGUACCGUACGCCGAGCGGGCCCGCCUGCUCGCCGAAUCGGUGCGCGAACAGUUCGGCUUUCUCGAGCGGUGCCGGCGGGUGCGUGUGCGCGACCCGCCCCACCUGCUCGAGCUGAUCAACGGCGCGAUCGACGAGCGGCAGGAGGGCGUGGUGCUGAAGCGCGAGGACGCACCGUACCGACCGAACCGGCGGGCCGGCACCGGCUGGUACAAGAUCAAGCCGGACUACGUCGACGGGCUGGUGGUGGACUUCGAUCUGCUCGUGCUGGGCGGCUUCUACAACCAGCGCCGCACGUACGUGAACGCGUUCCUGGUCGGGGUGGCGGCCCGCACCACCCCCCGCCCCGAGUACCUCUCGGUGGCGAAGGUGUCGAUGGGCUUGGGGACGCUCGAGUGGCAGCAGCUGAACCAAACGCUGCGGCCCCACUGGCGGACGGGCCCGGUGGAUGGUGGUGAUGGUGGUGCGGUGGUGCAGUGCGGGCAGACCGCACCCGACGUGUGGAUUGCGCCCGCCGACUCGAUCACGCUGCAGCUGCGCGGCUCCGAGCUGGUGCGGAGCGAUUCGUACGCCGCCGGAUACACCAUACGCUUCCCGCGCAUCGUCACCGUCCGGCCGGACAAGCUGCCGGACGAGGUGUGCACGCUAGACGAGCUGGAGCAGGUGGCAGGCAGUAACAGGGCGGCCCCGAGCGCAGGCGGCCAACGGGCCACCAAGCUGGCCAAGCGGCACGUCACGCUGGAGGACCUGAGCGCACCGCCGACCGUGUCCAAAGCGAAGGCGCCACGCAAACGGGCGGCGCUGGUCACGUUCGAGCGCAAACCGGAGCAGGAACCGCCCCCGCUGCCGGGCGGCAUGCUGCACGGCAGGGACGUGUGCGUGAUGAGCGUGGGCAGUCAGCCGGGCGCAGCCACCAUCGACGCACUCGAGCGGCUCGUGCGGCGGCACGGUGGCCGGGCCGUCGCCAACCCGACCCCGGCCACGUACGCCAUCGUGGCCGGGCGCGUCACCUUCAAGGUGCGCAAGUACAUGGAGACGGGCCGCUGGGACGUGGUGCGGGACGAAUGGUUGCUGCGAGCCGGCACCGAGGGUAGGCUGGAAGCGUUCCGGCCGGAGGAUAUGCUCAGCGCAACGGAGCCGACGCGCAUGCGGCUGGCGCAACAGUACGACCGGUAUGGUGACUCUUACACGCGCCCCACCACACCGACCUCGUUCGGCGCCCUGUUGCGCCGCAUGGGAGGCGACACCGGCGAGCCGGGCCGCCUGACCGACCGGGAGGUGGUACGGGGCGAGCGGAUGCUGCUGGGCGUGCGGCACGCCACCCGAAUGCGUUUGUUCCGCGGUCUCACCGGACGGCUGUACCGGUCCGCGCAAGCGUGGGAUGGGCAGGUCGCCGAGUUCCGGGCCCAGCGGGACAUGCUGCGCUUCGUGCAGUACGGGGGCCGCUGGUUGCGCGACUCCGAGCCGGGGCGCGCGCGUUACGUGUUUGUUGCGCCCGGCGCUACCGCCACGGUGCAGGAGAUGGAGCGGUGGGCCGACCAGAUGGCGCACGGUGAGCCGGCGAGCGGGGAUGACACGACACUGCUGCAGGUCCGCUGGAUUGCGCGCUCGAUCGAGGCGGGACAGUUGUGCGAUGGGGCGGAUUUUAUCGUUGCUGACUGAAACGGUCACAAAGCAUCAGGAUAGCACUUAGCAUAGACAUACAUUAGUGUUGGGUUUCCUUGAAUCUUUCGUUGAGAUUCAUUCAUAUGAAGCUUCAUUGAUUCAGUGAUUCGACUCUCGAAUCGGCUCUUCAAAGUUUUAUCUCCAAGGAUUCAUCUCUAAAGAUUCAUCUCCAUGGACUCAUUUCCAAAGAUUCAUUUUUAAAGAUUGAUCUCCAAGGAUUCAUCUCUUAAGAUUCAUCUUCAAGGAUUUAUUUAUAAAAAUCAACUUUUCAAAGAUUUAUCUCCAAGGAUACAUCUCCAUGGACUCAAUUCUAAAGAUUGAUCUGGUAAAGAUGUCCAAGGGUUUGACUCUUCAGCGAUUCAUAAAUCCAUCAAAUAUCUCCAUCAUAAAGCCAGGAAAUAUGCAUCUUUAGAGAUGAUUUUGUGUGAUUUUCAAAAUAUUGAAUUUGCGCGACCCUACCACUGUCUCCCCUUAGCGAAACAAACUAACCGGCUGCGUGGUACACACCAAGAAGUCUCGAAAGCUUGUAUAGGUUGGCAUGACUAGGUUGUUACGCCAAGAAGAAGAAUAAUGAAAAGCUCAAGCUCUAUGAAUCCUUGGAGAUUUCCUAGGAAAUUAAUCCCUAGAGAUUCGUGGAUCUUUCGAGAUUCAUGAAUCUUUGCAAUCCAGCUUCAGAUGCAUUGAAUCAUUUCAAAGAUUCAUUCCGAUUCAAGCAUCUGAAUCAGAAUUACCCAACACUACUAUACAUGUAUUCAAAAAACAAAUCCUAAUUAAUGUACGUUAUCCAAUUGUAAAAUGUUUCUACCACGUAGCAGCACUGUAAAUAAUAAGCAACGUAGAAACACGACCAACAAACGAAAGAAUAGAAUUAUGAAAAAGAGUGUUAGACUUCAAAUUUAUUCCACUUCAUUAUACACUGGGAGAGCAUGAUGCAUAUCUGAGGAGAAUCCGGCAGCGGAAAGGGAGAGCUAGCAGGGGGUUGAAAGGUCGUCGUACAGUACAGCUGGGCAUAUUCGCAGCUAUUUGACGGCGGAUUCAUGAAAUGGGGGAGUGCGAGCCACCUGGCGGCCGCUUCAGAUAUUCGGCAGCACGCACAUCGUACAUCGUUUGCGUUAGGUUAAAUGUUUAUGCUAUUUUAGUGUGGAACAGGAUUUAUGCAGGAAAGAUAUUCUGCGCUCCCUUCACACCCUUCCCCAUCAACUAUGUGAGUGUGUGUAACUUUACAUACAGGUAUAUCAUCUAUUUCGCUUGCUUGAACUGUAUAUGCAUUCUAUGCAUACCCGAGCAUGUUUGUUUGUUUGUUUUUCUUCAUGUAUUUGCCGUUUUAUAAUCCAAAUUCAAAAUUCAUUACAAUUCAUUCCGCAUAAAUAUGACAGUGUGAGUGUAUGUGUAUGUAUGUGUGUGUGUGUGUUUAUCUCCUUAGAGCAAAGGGAUUUCUCAUAUACAAUUGUUUAUCUCAUUUUUCAUGUUUCCUGUCUGCUGCCACCCAGUGUUCGUUCGGUUUCCCCCUCUCCGUGUUAAUGCCUGCCUGUCUGCCAGCGUGACUUGUUUGAAAAGACUGUGCGCAUUUUCGUGUACGCGCCAUUCGCUCUCGUUCUUCCUUCCACUACCUUUUCCCCACGACACCAUUUCUGUUUCUACGAUUUUUUUAAAUAAUUUUAAAAGAAAAAAAAGGAAUAGAAAACAUUUUUCGAGUCUGACUUGGAUUUAAAUAUACCAACCGAAGAGAGAAAAAAAAACAAAACAGGAAGCAACUUACUUCCUUUCUGGUUUUCCCUUCGCGUUCUCAACAAAGCUACUACAUGUUAUAGGCCUUUCCGCAAUUAUCUCCCGCUCGGGAGGGGUGAGGGACGUUACAAUAUAACCAUAACUUGAGAGUAAGUGGGUAUGUGUGUGUGUGUGUGUUUGAAUGCGCACAAACAAAAAAAAAGAAAA